Nothobranchius furzeri (turquoise killifish) is the source of this 3650-nucleotide messenger RNA. RefSeq names its product extracellular calcium-sensing receptor-like. Gene Ontology annotation, molecular function: G protein-coupled receptor activity. The record is from RefSeq and is a predicted model, not a curated record. Gene Ontology annotation, cellular component: plasma membrane. Gene Ontology annotation, biological process: G protein-coupled receptor signaling pathway. Lineage: Eukaryota; Metazoa; Chordata; Actinopteri; Cyprinodontiformes; Nothobranchiidae.
CUAAAAUCAUCUCUGCAGAUUUCAACGUAGGCAGGCAUGAUUUGAUGCAUUAGGCAGAGAGCAGCUGUGCACAUGCAGUGUUUUUUAUAUUUCUUUCCAUAGUUUAAUUAGCCUAUGUAACUUUCGACUAAGGAUUCUGCACAACACUUCCACCUACAGCCCAAAAACAUGCAUGUUAGGCCGAUUGGUGACAGAAUUUCCCCUAGGUGAGAGUGUGAAUUAUUGCCUGUCCCAUUUGUCUAAUGUGGCCAUGUGAUGUACAGGCCACCUGCGAGGUGUCUUCUUCCUCUCUCUUGAUGUUUUCCUGGAAAUGAGCUCCAACUCCACACAACCCCACUGAGGAUUAAGCAGUAUUGACAAUGAGAGAAUGAGAGAAUCCUAACAUUUAAAAGGGGGAGGUACUCAACCCAGUGGAGACACACCUAGCCUCAGACACAGACAGUUGAGGAAUGGAGAACGGAUCAGUCCUCAUUGGUCUGAGAUUAGUUGUUAAUUUGUUGCUGAUGAUGUUAGUUGGUGUUUUUGGGGGUGCUCCUGAUGUGAGACAAAUGGUUAAGACAACAGAUGGGCUAACCCAUGCUGAGGCUUCACUGAUGAAAUGUGAUCUGCAGGGUUCCCCUCGUUUAUCUGCAUUUUCAAAGGAUGGCGACUUUGCUAUAGGAGGUGUUUUUUCCAUUCAUUACAAACUGAUCACAGUGAUUAACAACUACACCACAAAGCCCGAGCCUCCAAGGUGCACAGAAAGCCUCAUUGCCAGAGAAUUGCGUUUUUCUCGCACCAUGAUUUAUGCAAUUGAGGAGAUAAACAACAGCACAGAGCUGCUCCCGGGGAUAAACCUCGGGUAUCAGAUCUAUGACUCAUGCGCCUCUGUGCCUGUGGCUGCACACUUGGCCUUUCAAUUAUCGAAUGGUCAGGACUUUGUGUUUUACAAAGGCAGAAAUUGUUCCCAAAGUAAUAUAGUGAUGGCUGCUGUUGGAGACUCUGCAUCUACACCAUCCAUAACAAUUGCCCGCAUUUUUGGGCCCUUCAACAUUCCUUUGGUCAGCCACUUUGCCACAUGUGCCUGUCUGUCAGACAAGCAGCAGUACCCAACAUUUUUUAGAACAAUUCCCAGUGACCAGUUCCAGGCCGAUGCACUGGCCAAGCUGGUGAAACAUUUUGGCUGGACUUGGAUAGGAGCUGUCCACUCAAAUUCAGAUUAUGGAAAUUAUGGCAUGGCGUCUUUUCUUGCUGCAGCUCAGAGAGAGGGAAUCUGUGUGGAAUAUUCUGUAUCUUUCUUUCGGACCGACCCACGCAAUAAAAUCCAGAGAGUAGCUGACGUCAUCCGCAGGUCAACAGCGAUGGCUGUUGUGGCCUUUACGGCAUCAGGUGAUAUGAGGAUCCUGUUAGAAGAGCUGGCUCUGGACCCUCCACCACCUCGUCAGUGGAUAGGAAGUGAGGGCUGGAUCACUGACCCAAACUUUUUAAGCUUUAGAUAUUGUGCAGGAGCCAUUGGUGUUGCCAUUCAAAAGUCUGUCAUUCCAGGUCUGAGAGACUUCCUGGUGGAUAUUUCUCUCACUGAAGUAGUUGCCUCCUCUGUGCUCACUGAGUUCUGGGAGGAUGCUUUCAACUGCAGCCUGGGCAAAAGCAACAAUUCAUACAGAAACAAGUGCAAGGGAACUGAAGACAUGAAGACACUCAAAAACCCGUACACUGAUACAUCUCAGCUCAGAAUCACUAACAUGGUGUACAAGGCUGUUUAUGCUAUAGCUCAUGCUAUUCACAAUGCAGUGUGUCAGGAAACUAAUUUCUCCAUUAAGUGUGACAAAAAUAUCAAAUUGGAGUCCAAACAGGUGCAAUCUAGACUGAAAAAAGUUAACUUUACCCACAACGGUUAUCCUGUGUCCUUUGAUGCUAACGGGGAUCCUGUAGCUUUUUAUGAGCUGGUCAACUGGCAGAAGAGUGAGAGUGGAGCUAUUGAGCUGGUAACAGUAGGGUACUAUGAUGCAUCACUGCCUAAAGGACAGGAGUUUCAUAUCAACAGAAACAUCUCAUGGGUGGAUGGCGGCACACAUGUCCCAGUAUCAGUGUGUUCUGAGAGUUGUCCUCCAGGAACUCAUAAAGUCCUGCAGAAAGGAAAACCCAUCUGCUGCUAUGAUUGUAUACCAUGUCCUGAAGGAGAGAUUAGUAACACGACAGAUUCUCCAGACUGUUCCCCGUGUCCCAGUGAAUUGUGGCCUAAUGCACAAAGAGACGCUUGUUUCCCCAAACCUGUGGAGUUUCUUUCCUAUGAUGAAGUCCUGGCAAUCAUCCUGGCUGCAUUCUCUGUUAGUGGGGCCUGUCUGGCCAUCAUAACAGCAGCUAUUUUCUUUCAUCACAGAACAACUCCAAUUGUCAGAGCCAACAACUCUGAGCUGAGCUUCCUGCUGCUCUUCUCUCUGACUCUGUGUUUCUUAUGUUCAUUAACUUUCAUCGGAGCUCCCUCUGAUUGGUCCUGCAUGCUGCGACACACAGCGUUUGGUAUCACCUUUGUUCUCUGUAUCUCCUGUGUUCUUGGGAAAACUGUAGUGGUUUUAAUGGCCUUUAAAGCUACACUUCCAGGUAGUAAUGUCAUGAAAUGGUUUGGGCCUCCACAGCAAAGAAUGACUGUUGUAUUUUUUACAUUUGUUCAAGUAUUAAUCUGUACUGUGUGGUUGUUACUCAGCCCUCCAUUCCCAAUGAAGAAUCUGAGCACAUACAAGGAGAAGAUCAUCCUGGAAUGUGCAUUAGGUUCUGCUGUUGGGUUCUGGGCUGUGCUCGGGUACAUUGGCCUGCUGGCUGUUUUCUGCUUUGUGUUAGCUGUUCUAGCUCGGAAACUACCUGAUAAUUUUAAUGAAGCCAAGCUGAUAACCUUCAGCAUGCUGAUAUUCUGUGCAGUGUGGCUCACCUUCAUCCCAGCAUAUGUCAGCUCUCCUGGAAAAUUUACUGUAGCUGUGGAGAUAUUUGCUAUUCUGGCCUCCAGUUUUGGACUGAUUCUGUGUAUAUUUGCUCCAAAGUGUUUCAUCAUCUUAUUUCAGCCACAGAGAAACUCAAAGAAAUAUGUCAUGAACAAAAUGUAACAGUUACCUGUCAACCAACUUAAAACAUAGUGCCUAGAUUACCAGGAUACAGCUGUAUCCGUAUAGAUGAUACAUCACAAAACAUCUUAAAUAAUUAUUUGGCACAUAAAAGCUUUGUUUUGGACGUAUAAUUAAAAAAUGUAUUUCAAUCAGGUUUUUAAAAAUUUUUUUAUCUAUGCUUUAAAGUGACAAUGUGUAGUUUGAUAUUUACAGAGAUUACCAGUACAAUCAAAAUGUUGUUGAAAAUGUAUGAAAUGAUGCCCAUUUGUUGAAAAAUAUUGGUGGUUUUCUAACAUACAACCAUAAAAAAUCAUGUCUAAAAUACAUGGGAGCAGGUCUAAGUCUCUGGGCGACUCCAUUUUAGACUCCAUAGUCCCUCCUACGGAAGCCCUUGAGGACAAAAUGCAUUUACUGAUAUGUAAUAAAUGGUUACAAAAUGUCACUGUUCAUAGAUGUUGUUGUUUUACACAUUUACCUCUUCACUCGUUGCCAGCGAUGAAAGAGUCUGAUGUGAUAGUAAGUUUGCACUCCCCAGAGCUUUUUAACCCUAGUGGACAUAUGUUGGUAAGGUCU